Molecule: messenger RNA, 327 nt
Organism: Phycomyces blakesleeanus NRRL 1555(-)
Lineage: Eukaryota; Fungi; Mucoromycota; Mucoromycetes; Mucorales; Phycomycetaceae
Exons: 2
Coding region: 1-327 (108 amino acids)
Source: RefSeq, a predicted model, not a curated record
AUGGCAAAGCGAGCAUUACUUGUGAUAGACUACGGCAUUCUGCUAAAAUGUGAAAUUAGUACUUUCUACGAAUGUAUGAACAAGCUCUGUGACCAUUCUAAUCACCUUCCCAAGAAUUUUGGCCAUGUAAUUUGGAGAAAGACCACUAUAUGGUCUAACACAUCCCACUGUGACCAACUAGCUGCCGAAACUAACAAGCGACCAAUCAGGAUCUAUCCAUCCAGUCCCAAAAUGCUCUGUGCGAAUUUCCUUCCUCUCGUUUUCCUAAGCAAUGAAUCCGAAAAUCAACAACCUCUGAUACGCAAUCAUAUUAAUAAUAAUCACUAG